Echinococcus granulosus is the source of this 954-nucleotide messenger RNA. Its product is annotated as Rap guanine nucleotide exchange factor (GEF). The record is from RefSeq and is a predicted model, not a curated record. NCBI's taxonomy places the organism in Eukaryota, Metazoa, Platyhelminthes, Cestoda, Cyclophyllidea, Taeniidae. The coding region runs from base 1 to 954 and encodes 317 amino acids. The transcript is spliced from 6 exons.
AUGGUUAGCCCAUUAAAUUUUGCUGCUGUCACUUCGGACCACAACAUCAUUCUUCUUGGUCUCAGUUCAGAUUCCUCCUGUAACGAUCUAUUUUCCAAGGUAGUCGUGGCGCCCUCUUUGCCUGACGGCAGCGGACCCGACCUCUCUCGACAGGUAUCACAGGGUCCGCCUCAGGCCUGUCGUCUCGACAGCAUGCCCACCCGCCUAGCUACCCUGACGCCUUUAAGAUGUGGGCAUUGCCUAUCACCUUCCAGAGAUGGGGAGAACGGUCUUCUGCGGGCUGAUUGUGGUGAGGAAAUCGCUUCCACACCUACUGCAACAGUUGCACACAGAGAGGAUUCGAGUAGCACCAGCAGUAGCAGUAGCAGCAACGGAAAGCCGCCCGUACCCCCUAUUCCCCAAAAUCCUUCCCCGCUAUCGUCAGCAUCCAACAAUACACUGACGAGUUACAUGUACAAGUUUGGUCGCUUGGAGCCCCAAGAUGCAAGUCUGGAGAGUCGCAUUUGUCGUAACGUGGCCGACCUCUUCCACGCCAAGUGGUGCAAACGUGAGUCUGCUCAAGGACCGCACGAACGCUCCAAGACUGUGGCGUACGUGCAUAAGUACAGCCAGCCCACCACCGCCGGUCCACCUAUCCAACACAACACCUGUGCUCAACAGACCUGUCGAGUGAGAAUGGUGGGAGGACUUGAAGAACUGAAACAACAGACACCAUCAAUUCCCAUAGUCUACACGCCUUCAGCGGAAAAUUCAGUGGAAGAGGAAUCGCCAACUGCUGUCUCCUCGCCCCACCUAACCGCGAGUACGCUUCCACGAUCUACGAGGGGUCGAUCGCUCUCCAGAGGACCUCUGUCGGUCAUUGACCGCCGCAACCAGAGGGCGAGACCAACUUCAAAUCUCCUACUCCCCCUUGGCGAGAUGGAGGUGCGAAAGGUCCCUCUUAAGAUUGAGUAA